This is a messenger RNA of Ictalurus furcatus (blue catfish), 6881 nucleotides long. Its product is annotated as teashirt homolog 2. Gene Ontology annotation, cellular component: nucleus. The record is from RefSeq and is a predicted model, not a curated record. Bases 1557 to 4517 code for a protein of 986 amino acids. Gene Ontology annotation, biological process: regulation of transcription by RNA polymerase II. The transcript has 2 exons. NCBI's taxonomy places the organism in Eukaryota, Metazoa, Chordata, Actinopteri, Siluriformes, Ictaluridae. Gene Ontology annotation, molecular function: DNA-binding transcription factor activity, RNA polymerase II-specific; DNA binding.
UACAAUAUAAACAAAAUCUAAAAAACAUCGGAAGACAUUUUUUGCUUAAAAAAAAAAAGGUGUUACUUUCGCAUACACAUGGAGACUUUUAGGACACCCUGUAUAAUAUCUCUGCAACAAUACACCGUCGCGGUGUUUGGAAAUCUAACAGACAGGCACAAAACCUCUGGAAACAUCACAUUUUGAUUUCAGAUGCACUUUUCUUGUUGACAUUUUUAGAGCUGUUUUUAGCUUUUUUGCCAACACUGGACACAAGACAUGAUGUUAGCAUAACAUACUGGUUUUCCCUCAUUAUUAUUAUUAUUAUUAUUAUUAUUACAUGUAAUGAGUGUGUCCAGAUUUUUUUUCUGUAUCUAUGUACACCAAAAACAAACCAAAACAAAAGAACUCCUGAAAACAGGAGGGAAGUAGCACUAAUAUUUAUUUUUUUUUCCUGGCGUCUGUCUCUUUAAUAAGCUCACACGUUAUCUAGUAUAACAAAUGUCUAGCUGCCAUCAUCAAGUCCAGCCGAGGCAGGAGGGAGGAGUUUUUUUUUUUUUUUUUUUAAUAAUGUUCAGUUUGUUCUCGGGAUCGAUGUUCGCGGGCAUCGCCUCACCGUGUCUGAACCCAGCGCGAUAUUCUCUUACACACGGACGCUUUCUUUCUGUCCUCGUCACUCGGUUCGCUCACUAACCGAAUCCGGCGUUUUGACAGGCGCUCGUCCUUUUGGCUUUUGAGAGGGGGAGAAAGAGAAACGGAAAGAAAAAGAAGAAAGGGGGGAGUGAGUGAGAGAGAGAGAGAGAGAGAGAACGAAAGAAAAGCGGUCCGCCAUAGAUCCGAGAAGGCGAAAGAGACACCCCUGUCCUGACACCUGAUUUGACAAGACAGCGUCUCUGAUACUGGGAUUGUACAGGAGGAGAGGAGUGCGGUUACAGCGUUAGAGAAGAACACUGGCUCUUCUGGUCGCUUGUUUGUUUGGUUUCUUCUUCUUUUUACGGACUAUUUGAGAAACCUGAAGUCCACACCUAGACCAAAUUUGAAGUACGAGUUGAGAAAAUGCCGAGGAGGAAGCAGCAGGCGCCGAAGCGGGCUGCGGGUAAGGAGCAGACUGACACCUAUCAUUCUUCUUCUUCGGCUGCUCUUCUUCUCCUCCUCCUUUCCUCUUCAAACCUCCACGGCUUUCUUUUUUCUUUUCUUUUCUUUUUUUUUUUUUGUUCCCCCACACCAAAACGCUUUGUUUUCCUCACGGUCCACAUCUUCAUUUCAAAGUAUAUAGGUUCUACAGGGUGAAGUGAAGGAAAAGUAUUGAAAUGUGUUGUAAAAAAUGUCCAAACGCGGGUUUUUUUUUUUUUUUUUUUUGUUUAUACUUGUUAAGCUAAUGGGUGAACGGCUCGCGCGCGGGUUUGUUUAUACUUGUUAAGCUAAUGGGUGAACGGCGCGCGCGCGCGGCUUCUCGGCAGGUCUGAGGCGAUGUGGUGGAUUUUGAAGUGAUUCCUGGGUCAAAUCGGAAAGUGUAUGAGCCAGAUGAUGAUGUUGGUGCCCCUGAACCAGUGGCAGAAGAGGAGGGAGGAAAUGACAUGCAGAAUGAAGAUGAGGGGUCUGAAAAGACCAGCGCUAAGAUUCCUGAGGACAAGGAAACGGACAACAAGAGCAGCUACAGCUUCCAGAAUUCUCCUGUAAGUGUCUUGUCCAACCAGGAGGUCGAACUGGAGUCCCGUCUGAGUGAUGGCAGUGAUAGACUAUCUGACUUCAAGGCCUCUUCCCCACCAGAGAGCCUGAGGGACAAUGAGAAUCAUGGUUCAAAACCCAAAGAUGAGAUGUACAGUAGCCUUGAGAAAAUGAGGGCAACUUAUGUCAACUUCCUCUCAGACUCCUACUGGACAAAUAUUGGACUAGACCUUAAGGUUGGUAACACCGGCAGCAAGCCAAACUGCGACAGCUCCAAUGCAAGCACUAAGCGUGAGUUCGACUGGCAUCAGGAUGCACUGUCCAAAACUUUACAGCAAACACUGUCCCCAAAACCUGUGUCUAAGCCCAACCUGUUCAGCUCUGUGCACCUGUACAGACAAAGCAGCAAAGCAUGUGGUACAGUGUUCACAGGGGCCAGUCGCUUCCGCUGCAAAGACUGCAGUGCAGCAUAUGACACCUUGGUAGAAUUGACCGUGCAUAUGAACAAGAGCGGUCACUACCAAGAUGACAACCAUAGCAGACAAGGGAUUGCCUCCACUUCAUCUUCCAAAAGUCGGAAGAGGAACCUACAAGACAUGGAAGGCAAGGAGGAUGCCCAAAAAGUGCUGAAAUGUAUGUUUUGUGGCCAUUCUUUUGACUCUCUCCAAGACCUAAGUGUCCACAUGAUUAAAACUAAACAUUACCAGAAAGUGCCUUUGAAAGAACCUAUUCCAGUAAUCACUCCUAAAUUAGUUCCACCAACAAAGAAGCGUGCCUUUGAAUCUACAAGGCCUUGUUCCCCCGACUCCACCACCGGUACUAUAGGCUACAGUGAAGCCCAGAGGUCAUCUGGUCUUACAAACGCUCCAAACAACCGUUAUGGCUAUCAAAAUGGUGCUAGCUACACAUGGCAGUUUGAAACAUGCAAAUCCCAGAUUCUAAAGUGCAUGGAAUGCGGAAGUUCACAUGAUACCCUUCAACAGCUGACCACUCAUAUGAUGGUCACUGGUCAUUUCAUCAAAGUGACAAACUCCGCAUCCAAGAAGGGUAAACAGUUAACUCUUGAUCCAUUAGCAUUAGAGAAGAUGCAGACACUAGCGGAACCCACUUGUAAUGAAUCUGAGGGGCAGAAGGCCUCGCCAAAAACUACUGCCUCUGGGGAUUCUCAGAAAAUGUCCCCAAAGGUAAAGAAACCUGACCAAGAAGAAGAGAGAAGUAAGGAUGAGCAGCAAGAUGGGGCAGAUCAAAAGUGUACUGAUGCUAGUUUUAAAUAUCCAUACCUACGAGAGGAGGACCUGGAACAAGGGGCCAGUGGAGGGGGCGAUAUACUGAAGUCUUUAGCCAACACAGUGGCUACAGCAAUUAAUAAGGCACAGACGGGGACACCCAGCUGGAGUGCUUACCCCAGCAUACAUGCAGCUUACCAGCUAUCAGGUGUAAUUAAGAGCGCCCCUCUUUCUGCGUCUCCCCCCAUACAGGUUAAACAGAAUCACAGCCACAGAUUGAGGCUCAUUGCCCCCAAAGGAAAGUUUUAUCAGGGACUUCGAGGACAUGAGACUUUCCAGGGACAUCACAAUCCAGACAUCAAAAAGGAGAGGGGAGGUGUAUCUGAUGACAAAGAGAGCCAGAACAGCAAGUUUGAUCUGGCAGAGAAUGAUGACAGUGAUUGUCAGGAUGAUUCCUCUUCCUCUUCAAAGCUGGAUGCAGACUGUGUAAGUGAAGGGAAUGACACGAUCAAAGGGAAGUUGAGCCCAGCUUUCUCUGACACAGCCAACCCUUCACCAAGCCCUCCUGCCAGCAAUGGGCACAGCAGUUCCUCAGACCUUGUCAGCGACUCUCAGGAAGUCCCUACUAUAAACCCUUUAAGUGCACUACAGUCUGUCCUGAACAAUCAUUUGGGGAAGGCAAAUAAGCCAAGGCAAGAGGGUGUUCUGUCUCAACGUAUCCAACCUAUAUUCUCAGAACUAAGCCGAGGCCUUGAGAAACCUGGCUCAGUGCUCACGUCCUCUGCUGUAAUCAGGGCCAACAGCAACUUCAUCUUCACAAAUAAUGACCAGCCAAUAGACUUAACAAAAAACAAACACAAACUGAGUUCCUCUCUCUCGUCACAAUCCUCCACUCCUAUGCCUCAGAAACAUGCACUGUCUGACAUUGCUGAUAUGGUAAAGGUUCUUCCCAAAGCCACAACGCCAAAGCCCUCAAUACCAUCUAGAGUGCCUGCGAUGAAACUGGAGUCAGACGUGAGGCGGUUCGAAGACGUAUCCAGUGAGGUGUAUUCUGUCCACAAACGUAAAGGCAGGCAAUCAAACUGGAACCCUCAGCAUUUGCUCAUUCUUCAAGCCCAGUUUGCUUCCAGUCUCUUUCAGACCUCCGAGGGCAAGUAUCUUCUCUCCGAUCUUGGUCCUCAAGAACGGAUGCACAUCUCCAAGUUUACCGGACUCUCAAUGACUACCAUCAGCCACUGGCUAGCCAACGUUAAAUACCAACUUAGGAAAACAGGUGGGACCAAAUUUUUAAAGAACAUGGACACGGGCCAUCCGGUCUUCUACUGCAACGACUGCGCGUCGCAGUUUCGAAUGCCGUCCGCUUUCAUAUCCCAUCUUGAAUCCCAUCUUGGCUUUCAGAUCAAAGACAUGAGCAAACUGCCAGUCGAGCACCAGACAAAGGUAGCAGAGCCUGAACUGGCGAAAGCUUUCAGUGUUAGAGUGACAGAAGCACUGGUGACAGAAGAAGACAUUGACUCGAAAUUCAAAUGCAAGCUUUGUAGUCGGACAUUCGCCAGCAACCAUGCGGUCAAACUUCACUUGAGUAAAACUCACAGCAAAUCUCCAGAGAAUCAUUCACAAUUUGUUGAAAUGGACAAAGAGUAGCUUGGUUGGUUUCUACUAUAUAUAGUUUUGUUGUUAAUAAUUGUAAUUGCUCUGCUUUUCUAUAUAAAAAAAAUAAUAAUAAUAAUAACGGGUGAAAAUUAUUUUUUUCAUGUUACAUGUAGCAUUAAGUAGUAUGCUCAUCAAUUUAAACUGAAACAUUUCAUCAUGUUAAGGACAAAUGGACACUGGCUGGAUUUAGAAGGAAGUGUAAGUAAAUGCAUUGCAAAAGAUUCUGAAAUGAAUCCAUUGACAUAAGUCUUUGCACUCUGCUCAAUUGCAUCACCAGUAAUGAACUGUAUUAUUGCUUGAAACAUAACUGCUGAUGUUUGCAUGCGAUAGCUCUGGCUAUGACUAUUUAUUUGUAUGAUAUGGCAAGUUUUAAUUGUAAUACUUUUAACAGCAAAUUGAUGAUGCAUUAACUAUAAGCUCUGAUGAUGCACCUGAGUUGACGAAUGUUCAAACAGGUAGCCAAACACACAUUUCCACCAAAAAAAAAAAAAAAAAUUUAAAAAAAAAAAAAAAAAACCCAAAUAAAAAAAUUAUAAUAAUAAAUGGGGGGGGGAGAAAGAAAAAUAAAUGUACAGUACAUUAUUCUGUAAAAUAUUUGUGUUGCAAUGAUAGAACAGAAAAGCACUUUAAUAAAUGUUUAAUCACCAGUUUAGGCUCAGAUUCGGUAUGUGAGUUAACAGAUUUAGACAACUUUGACAUAAAGAUGUCUCACAUCGAUGUGUAUAUAUAGCACUGCAGAAAAAUGUGUCUCAUCAAACCGAGGAUAGUGAGACAGAACGUACUGCACCUUUUAUACCAGUAAAAAAAUAAAUCAUUAACAUUUUUCUACCUGCCUUCCUGCAUUUAUUUUGCGUACGGCACCAAUCUUAUGAGUUGUUUUCAGGGGGAAAUAAAUGAAGACUUUGGGGGAAAAUAAUUUGGACAAUUGCUCAAUGAACAUUUCUUGUGUUGUUUUGGCUCUCGUUUUAGCACAUUUUACUGGUUUGUUGGCCUGGUAUGUGGCAUAAUGACGAUCCAUUAAUGCAUAAAAAAAAAAAGCUAUUAACGCUAUUAACCAAAAAAGAAAGGAAAAAAAAAAUUCCUGGUACAAGGUUAAAUACACACUUGAAAUUUUAGCUACAUGCAGAUUACAAUGGAAGGCCAUAGUGGUUAUUUCAUUUCCACCGAAUAUUUUUUUUUACCACUAAUAUCUUAGAUAUGCUAAUGAACCUUCAUUUCAUUACUGCAUAUGCUAUGAGCCGUGCCUAUAUCAUAACAAUUAAAAAUAUCUCCCUCAGCCUCUCUCGUUUUAGAGCUAUUAAAGAAUAAUUACCGUCUAAGUACAUAAACAAUUAAUGUUUUUUUUUUAUUAUUAUUUCUUUUCUUUUUUUUUCCCCCUACCAGUCAAGUCCUCAAUUACUACUCCCUAUCAUAUCUGUUUUAUAACUGCCAACUGACAUUUGAUGGGAAAUGGGAGGAAGCAUCUGUGCUUUGGUGAUUUGAGCAUUCUGACACCAACUCGCCCUCCACUGCUGAAAACGAGGAGGCAAUCACGCCGUUCAUCAGACGACUCCUAAUGCAGUUCUAGUGUUCAGCAAUAAUUCCACCUUGCAUUUAUAAUUGCAGGCAUAGAUCCCACACCUCAGUGCACAGAUUAAAGCCAUAAAUUAUUUAGUGCCUUGCUUCGCCAAUGGAUCCACAAUUCCCCUCUGUCAAGGCAUUAUCCUUCAGCUUAGCAACUUCUUUUCAAAUGGAAGCCAGAGGAUGAUUUAAGAUAUGGUUGAAUAAUAUGACAAAAUAAAUGCGAUAUUCCGGCCAUUUGUGUUCCUUAAUUAAAACCGAGAGUCUCUGAAGUGGCUCGUCAAAUGGAAGUGUGCCGUGACUGCAGUAAGUCACAGCCGAGUCAUUUAGCCUUUUGCGCUUAAUGGGGAAAUUUUAAAUGACCACGCUAGUGGAUGGGCAUUUGUGGCAUGAGGGCAUUUGAAAUGGCUUUUGGAGGUAGCAGCUCAAUGUCAGCGAUUCGCAUUAAGCCAUAGAAAGAAUAUCCUUUCAUCAAUGUACUCAGGGCUAGGAAAUUAGCUGUUUCUAAUAUUAAUUCAGGCCAAUAAUUCAAAGUCAUUCGAGAUUUAUUGCCACAUUAAAGGCGAGCUUGAAUCGGAUGCACAAUCAUGAGCUAAAACAACCCAACAAUUAAUUGUGCCUCAUAUGUUUGCGCACAAGGGGGGGAGGACUAAACAAAUAAAUAAAAGUGCUGAUUAUGAUACUAACAGCACCAUCAUGCCUAAGAAAUAGAAAAAAAAAAAUUAUUAAUGUUGCAUUUCGAGAACCUAAUCUUUGCAUAUGUAAACAGCUUGAGAGUAUGUGCCCAUGCAUUUG